Polypterus senegalus (gray bichir) is the source of this 391-nucleotide messenger RNA. RefSeq names its product histone H4. The record is from RefSeq and is a predicted model, not a curated record. Gene Ontology annotation, cellular component: nucleosome. The coding region runs from base 28 to 339 and encodes 103 amino acids. Gene Ontology annotation, molecular function: DNA binding; structural constituent of chromatin; protein heterodimerization activity. The transcript has a single exon. Gene Ontology annotation, biological process: nucleosome assembly. NCBI's taxonomy places the organism in Eukaryota, Metazoa, Chordata, Cladistia, Polypteriformes, Polypteridae.
AAUAGUAGUAAUCACUUGAUUGCAGACAUGUCUGGACGAGGUAAAGGAGGAAAAGGACUGGGAAAAGGUGGCGCAAAGCGUCAUCGCAAAGUACUCCGUGAUAAUAUCCAAGGCAUUACUAAACCUGCUAUUCGCCGUUUAGCUCGUCGAGGCGGGGUGAAGCGAAUUUCUGGCUUGAUCUAUGAAGAGACUCGAGGCGUUCUCAAAGUGUUUCUCGAGAAUGUUAUCCGCGAUGCUGUUACUUAUACCGAGCACGCCAAGAGGAAGACCGUGACUGCUAUGGACGUUGUAUACGCUUUGAAGAGACAGGGUCGUACGCUGUAUGGCUUUGGAGGUUAACUAACAAUCAAGACGUAAUAAAGAUCACCCAAUGGCUCUUUUCAGGGCCACC